Molecule: messenger RNA, 1668 nt
Organism: Anolis sagrei ordinatus
Lineage: Eukaryota; Metazoa; Chordata; Lepidosauria; Squamata; Anolidae
Gene: DOK2
Product: docking protein 2
Biological process (GO): Ras protein signal transduction; cell surface receptor protein tyrosine kinase signaling pathway; positive regulation of MAPK cascade
Cellular component (GO): cytoplasm
Source: RefSeq, a predicted model, not a curated record
CACAAUUGGCAAAAGCAGAGAGCGGGAGAGAAAACUCCCGAGAAGAACUGGACAAAGAGGCUCUUGCCAAGUGGACCUCUUGCCUUGUGCUCAAUGAUGGAAGAAGCCGUGGUGAAGAAGGGCUUCCUCUACAUGUACCAGCAGCAGACCUUUGGGAAGAAAUGGCGGAAGUUCUGGGGCGUCUUGUACCGGGGGAGCAGCUGUGCUUCGUCCCGCCUGGAGCUCCUCGGAUGCACACUGCCUCCAUCUGCAGGGAAAACCAAGAAGAAGGAGACCAGCAGCCGGCGCCUGAUCCACCUGAGAGACUGUGUCUAUGUGGCCGAGACAACCAAAGAUGACGGCUGCCUUAAGGAGACCACCCCCUUCCUCCUGGAGACCACCGAGAAGUGCUAUCUUCUGGCAGCUGAGAGCACUGAGGCAGCAGCCUGGAUCCUGGCACUAUGUGAACAUGCCUUUAAGAGGAAUAGCGAGUUGGAGAAGGACGGACUGGAAGGCAAGCCUCCCUCUUCCCCUUCCCCUUCUUCCCUUUCCAUGGUGGAGAAUCCUCUGUACAGCCCAACCUGCAAAGGAGAGAGGAAGACCUUUCCCGUGACAGUCAGGGCUACGCCAGCCUCUGAAAGCAUUCAGCUGUGGGGCAGGUUCCUUCUCUCUGCUCAAGCAGAGGCCCUGGACCUGUGUGGCAUCCAGGGGGGCAGCGUCCUCCAAACCUGGCCUUACAGGUUCCUGCGCAGAUUUGGCCAUGAUAAGACCAUCUUCUCCUUUGAGGCUGGACGGAGGUGCUCUUCUGGCGAGGGAAACUUUGAGUUUGUCACUCCACAGGGCAAGGAGAUUGUCCAGCUCAUUGAAGGUGCCAUCGAAAAGCAAAAGAGUUCCAUGUUGAAUGACCCAACUUGGGAGGCCUCUGCUGGGCCGCCCAGAAGCGUCACCCUUUCUUCCAGGGCCUUCAACCUGCCCAGUUCUGAAGGAGGAAACAGGAAGACUGGAGUCGUAGCACAGGACAAAGGGGCACCACUGACCUCUCAAGUCACUGGCAUCAGCAUGAUCCGUACCUUGGAGUCCAUCUUGAAAGGGAAGCCAGGAAAGGGCAGCCCGGUCUCACCUGUUGGCGGUUGUCUUCUGCCCACCUGCUCCAAAAAGGUCCCACCCAGACCUGGUUCAUGCUCCAAGCAGGAUCCCCAGAGUGGAUCAAGUGCAUUGGAAGGGCCAGAAAAGAUGACAGCAGAUGACUCAGAGGAGCCUUUUGAUGCCACUUCUCAGCCACCGGGAAACAGUAGCGCCAGUCGGACCCUGCAGGCACCCAGGCCCUCUCUUUUGCUUGGCAGGAUGCAGAGGCUAGGUUUGGCUCCUGCCAGCCUUGCAUCAGAGCAGGUAUACGAUGACCCAGAGGUCCCACCCCCCGUGGUUUACGACGAGCCCCAGGAGAUCACAGGAGAGGCCUGGAAGCUGCGGGCCACCGCUGAGGAUCCCGUGGGCCAUGAAUACCCCUACAGUCCGGGCCUGGAUGACUAUGCUGUGCCCAGGUUGCCCGGGCAAGGCAUGCAAGGGAUUGCCCAAGCGGCGUGUGAGCACAGGCUCCUGUGGUUCAAGGCUGGAAAGAACACAAUGUGAGGAAGGAGGAGGUGUCAUGAAUAACUUUUCAAUAACUUUAAAAAUAGGUUCUUUUUGUCG